This is a messenger RNA of Danio aesculapii, 1678 nucleotides long. Its product is annotated as differentially expressed in FDCP 6 homolog. Lineage: Eukaryota; Metazoa; Chordata; Actinopteri; Cypriniformes; Danionidae. The transcript is spliced from 8 exons. The record is from RefSeq and is a predicted model, not a curated record. Bases 308 to 1678 code for a protein of 456 amino acids. Gene Ontology annotation, cellular component: nucleus; cytoplasm.
GGACUAUAUAUCAAUUUAGAAAGCGGAUUUGAACCUCUUUUGUUUGUUGCAGUCCAGAGUUUAACACAACUUUCCACAGAGCAACAAUUUAUGUUUAUUUUGUCUUCCUCUUAAGUGUCUUCUGGUUUCAGUUCAUUUGUAAACAUGAAGUUCAUUGGGUUUAGCUUGAGUUUUGGUCCAGCAGGGGGUGUGAUUUGCCUGCUGAAGGACGAACUCUUGUGCUCUGGGUGUGGGAGGCCCUGAACGACAGCAAGAGAUAGAGAAGGCAGUGAAAAAAGGGAAAACGAAGAGUAAAAUUGCUGCAGUCAUGGACUUGCGCUCAGAACUGCUCAAGUCCAUUUGGUAUGCUUUCACAGCUCUGGAUGUGGAGAAGAGUGGAAAGGUUUCCAAGUCUCAACUCAAGGUCUUAUCUCAUAAUCUGUACACAGUUUUGAAAAUCCCACAUGAAGCGGCGGCUCUUGAGGAACAUUUCAGAGAUGAUGACGAUGGUCCCGUGUCCAGCCAGGGGUACAUGCCCUACCUCAACAAAUACAUCCUGGACAAGGUGGUGGAAGGCACGUUUGUCAAAGAGAAUGUGGAUGAGCUCUGCUGGACUCUUACUGCCAAGAAGAACUAUCGACCCGAGGGAAAGAGUAUUUUACCUGCUAAAGACGCCUUCCGCCUCUGGUGCCUGUUCAUAUUUCUCUCGGAGGACCGAUAUCCUCUGGUCAUGAUCCCUGAUGAGGUUGAAUAUUUGCUCAAAAAGUUCUGCAUGGCCAUGAGUGUUGAGCUAAACUAUGUAGAACUGGAGGACUUCAUUUCCCAAGAUUCUGUUCAGCAGAAUGGCUUCACUGUGUGGACAUUUUUGGAAAUGAUGAAUUCUGGGAAACUCACGCGGAGCAUUGCCAAAGAAACCAUCAGCAUGGCUAUUGAGGAGGUGUAUCGGGAAAUAGUGGGCGAUGUGCUGAAAGAGGGAUACCUGUGGAAGAAAGGUCAGCUGAGGAGAAACUGGACAGAGCGCUGGUUCACCCUGAGACCCAGCACUUUAUUAUACUUCACCAGCGAAGACCGCAAGGACCACAAAGGCAACAUUCAACUGGAUGGAAACUGUUGUGUAGAGGUUCUUCCUGACAGAGAUGGGAAGAGGUGUAUGUUCUGUCUAAAGACGCUCACCAAGACUUAUGAACUCAGCGCAUCAGACACCAAACAGAGGCAGGAGUGGACUACAGCUAUCCAAACUGCAAUCCGGCUGUAUGUGGAGGGUAAAACAUCUCUUCAUAAGGACCUGAAGCUGAAACGCCGUGAUCAACGGGAACAGAGGGAGAAGAGACGGGAGGCGAAGGAGCAGGAGCUGCAGCGUUUACGGGCCUUGCAGGAGGAGCGGGAGAGGAAGAUGGCAGAGCUUGAGCUGCUGAAGGAGGCGCAGAGGCAAGCGCAGGCCAUGCUGGAGCAAGACGAACAGCGCAGGCGACAACAACACGAACUGCUUCAUCAGGCCCUGGAGAUCCAGCUCAAAGAGGCUGAGGAGGCACGAGCGAGCAUGCAGGCAGAGAUGGCGCUAAAGGAGGCUGAAGCUGAAAAACAGAGAACGCGUAUCAGAGAACUGGAAGCCAUGCAGCAGCGGCUAGAGGAUGCGUUACAGCAGGAAAUCAAAGCUAGACAGGACGAAGAAGCCUUCCGCUACGCACAAGCUCGGUGA